AUGGUGGAAGAUGAUUCAAGCAUUGUUUUAAACACAAAACAGACUGUUUUAGCAGCAGAAACAUCGGAUUCCGGCAACAGCGGUUACAAAUUCCGGCCCGGAAAACGUUCCCGGUACGACCAGAUUGGUUCCUUACCAAAGUUCAAAGGUGUUGUCCCACAACAAAAUGGUCAUUGGGGUGCACAAAUAUACGCCAACCAUCAACGUAUAUGGCUCGGUACAUUCAAGUCUGAAAACGAAGCUGCCAUGGCAUACGACAGCGCCGCCGUUAAACUCCGAAGCGGCGAUUCUCACCGGAAUUUCCCUUGGACCGAACAAAACAUCCAAGAAUCUGAUUUUCAAAGCCUUUAUUCAACUGAAGAUGUUCUUAAUAUGAUCAGAGAUGGUUCAUAUCAAGCCAAAUUUGAAGAUUUCGUCAAAAUUUUAUCAAAAAGAGAUGGGAAAUUAAAUACAGGCAGCAACGUAAACAAGAAACUUGUUCAUGGUGAUAAACAAUUUUCAUGCAUGCAAUUGUUUCAAAAAGAAUUAACACCUAGUGAUGUAGGUAAGCUUAAUAGGUUAGUAAUCCCAAAAAAAUACGCCGUUAAAUACUUCCCUCACAUCUGUGGAACCGACCGACAAGUUUCCGCCGCUGGUGGUGGCGGCGUUGAAGACAUUGAGCUUGUUUUUUACGACAAGUUAAUGGUGACAUGGAAGUUUCGUUACUGUUACUGGAAGAGUAGUCAAAGCUUUGUUUUUACAAGGGGAUGGAGCAGGUUUGUGAAAGAGAAGAAGCUUAAUGAAAAUGAUACUGUUACUUUUUAUUCAUGUGAAUGCUCCGGUGAGGAUCAAAAUGGGAAGAGUUUUUUUCUUAUUGAUGUGAAUUAUAAUGGUGAAAAUGGGUUGGGAUCGUCAGCGGCGGCGGUGGAGGAGGAGGACCGUCGUGAUGAUGAUUUGGCGGUGGAGUUAGAGUUGAAUUUGGGGUCGACGAUCAAGGGUUAUUGUAAUAAAGUUAUUGAAGGACUUGAAAAUGGUGGACGUAAUGUAAAGCAGAAAAGUGUUACCCUUUUUGGAGUACAAAUUAAUUGA
Gossypium arboreum is the source of this 1068-nucleotide messenger RNA. RefSeq names its product AP2/ERF and B3 domain-containing transcription factor At1g50680-like. The record is from RefSeq and is a predicted model, not a curated record. Gene Ontology annotation, molecular function: DNA-binding transcription factor activity; DNA binding. Gene Ontology annotation, biological process: regulation of DNA-templated transcription. The transcript has a single exon. Bases 1 to 1068 code for a protein of 355 amino acids. Lineage: Eukaryota; Viridiplantae; Streptophyta; Magnoliopsida; Malvales; Malvaceae.